CAAGAGCCGGACAAUUUCCUUGUUUUCCUCGUUCCUACAUCGGCACUUUCUCAGAUUUCUUUGGAAUGGAUCCAACGGUAUGUAGAAACUCACCGUCACCGGUUCAACAUUCCCUAACACCGGUCGACAUAGAGAAUUGUGACGUUGAAAGCACAUGUGCAUCCGAGGACCACGAAGGAGAUAUAGUAGAAACGGCAGCAUCUGAUAUACAAAACGGCAACUCGACUACAUAUACUGAUUCCAGUGGAACUAUUCCGAAUUUAACAGAAAUACCCGGAAAACAGUCGUCAAUUAAUGUAAAGUUGGAGCCGGGACUCGUAACCGACUCCGUGGUGGGUGGGGUAGACGUACCUCUUUGUACUCCUGCGGUAACCUGUCCCACACAGUGGGGUGGCUACUCUGUUACGACUCCUGAAACUUUGUAUUGUCAACCACUAGUCAACGCUCAAUACAUUGACACAAAUUCCUCCGUAGGUUCGUUUGAUUCUGGGCGGUCAGCUUUCGAACCCCCAGCCCCAGCUCCCCCACUCGUUACCACACCAAAAAACAAUGCUGGUGUAGGCACGGGUUACCCUAUCGUUUCUGAUAAUGGUACGAGUGCCGUUGGUGAUCCCAUGCUUCCACGUGUCACCGAUAUUGACGAACUAAACCCGUUUGAUACAACCGCCAUGCAAGCUGCAUCAACUGCAACUUACAACAAUGCUUACAACAAGUAUUCCACCCAGACUGUAAAACAGCACCUGUAUUCAAUGGAACCUGUCAAACCUCCCUCUCCUUCCCAGUACCAGCGCACGUGCUCACCUUACGAUAUUCCCAACAAAAACCUAAGCAACGAACCCUUCAAUCUCACGUGUCCCAGAUCGCGAUCAGAGAGCACGGGAAACGACGUUGCUCAUCAGGAACAAUCCAAGAAAGUCAUUGUUCCGGCAGAUCCCAGUCACUGGACGACAUCACACGUUCGUGAAUGGCUUGAAUGGGCGGUUAGGGAGUACAAAUUACGCGAUCUUGACGUCAGCAAGUUCCCUCAAAUCGACGGGAGGGAGUUGUGCAAUCUCACAAAUGACCACACCCACUUCGUUCAGAUCUGUGGGUGGAACACAAGUGUGGCGGACUGUCUCCUCACCCACCUAAACUACCUCCGGGAUGGUGUUGCAGUUAGUACUGGAUACAGUAACGACACCGUAACUACUAAUUCUCCAGCUUCUACCGUAUCUUAUACCCAUAGCAGUGGGGGCAGCUGUGUGGCCCGCUCUCCUACAGAUCAUGGUUUCGGCAAGUCAGCCUGGACUCCACAGACAAGUCCAACUCCACAAGUUACAGAUCCAUAUCAGCUCUACGGUCCGAUUUCAAGUCGUCUGUCAAGCUCCGGGAGUGGUCAGAUUCAGCUUUGGCAGUUCCUACUAGAACUCCUCUCAGACCGACGUAACGCGGGCUGUAUAGCAUGGGAGGGAAACAAUGGGGAGUUCAAGCUGGUCGACCCAGACGAAGUGGCCAGACGCUGGGGUGAGAGAAAAAGCAAACCUAACAUGAACUACGACAAACUUAGUCGCGCACUCAGAUACUACUAUGACAAAAACAUUAUGACAAAAGUUCACGGUAAAAGGUAUGCAUACAAAUUUGACUUUGUGGGCCUGCAACAAGCAAUCCAACCAACUGCCCCGGACACAGCUUACAGGUACCAACAGGACAUGCUUAUGUCCGGAUAUCCGUCAUCUAGGCUCAACUACCUACCUGCGCAUGCGUCAAUGCCAGCACCGACCACCCCCAGCUUAUUUGCGGCCACAAAUCCUUAUUGGCCAACGACAACCAAUAAUAUCUCACCUUACAUUUCAAAUCAUGUGAUGUCACCACACGCAGGACAUUUGCCGACACACAUGGGAUCGUUUUACUCGUAAAACGUUAGUUACAAUGACAUUACUUGUUAUUUAUGGCAAACUAUUACCACAUUCCUUUCUGUAUAUAUUUGCAGAACGUUUUAUUUAUAAAAAUCUUUUUUGUUGGAGAAUCGUUGUUAUUUUCAAAACGAGAC
Molecule: messenger RNA, 2029 nt
Organism: Ylistrum balloti
Lineage: Eukaryota; Metazoa; Mollusca; Bivalvia; Pectinida; Pectinidae
Product: retroviral integration site protein Fli-1 homolog
Exons: 7
Coding region: 66-1895 (609 amino acids)
Biological process (GO): cell differentiation; regulation of transcription by RNA polymerase II
Cellular component (GO): nucleus
Molecular function (GO): DNA-binding transcription factor activity, RNA polymerase II-specific; sequence-specific DNA binding
Source: RefSeq, a predicted model, not a curated record